Molecule: messenger RNA, 960 nt
Organism: Sporothrix schenckii 1099-18
Lineage: Eukaryota; Fungi; Ascomycota; Sordariomycetes; Ophiostomatales; Ophiostomataceae
Exons: 1
Coding region: 1-960 (319 amino acids)
Cellular component (GO): mitochondrion
Source: RefSeq, a predicted model, not a curated record
AUGAACUCCUUGCGAAGAAUACGACCAGCGCCCCUCGGCCGCGUGGUCGCCGCCGCGCCGUCUCGGUUGGCUGCUUGCGCCGUCGACACCACAUCUGCAUCGACCGGCCAGCCGCGGCUCUUUGCACACCCCUUCUCCUCCGCUCCUUCUCUUUUCUUCGCCGCCUCUCCGCACGCGCCAUUGCGCGCGUCUUCCCAUCUCGAGUUCGCCUCCUCUUCGUCCUCUUCGUUCCCCUCCUCGUCGCCUUCCACAACCUCAAAACCAGCGUCCAAACAUGUGCCGGACCCGAUCCCGUUUGUCCCCGACGUCGCGAGCUUUUUGAAGAUUAUUGGUCGCAACAUGAAGCAGCACACAUCCAAGUUCCCGACCUGGGAGGCGCUCUUCACGCUGACGUCGAGGCAGCUGCGCUCGUUGGGCGUGGAGCCCGCACGCGAUCGGCGGUACCUGCUGCGAUGGCUCAAUCUGUUCCGCGAGGGCCGGUUUGGCAUCGGCGGCGAUUUCCAGUUUGUGCGCAACGGCGUGGCGGAGCUGCGGGUGUACGAGCUGGUCGACCCGGAGAACCCCAUCAAUGUAAAAAAGAUGGUGGCGAAUGUACCGGUACCACCCGAGGCGCCAGCCGCCGCCGAGGCGACUGAGGGUGGGGGUGAGGGUGAGGGUGAGGGUGAGGGUCCAGCUGCGGCUGAGCCUGUAGCGGUGGAUCCUGGCUACGAUUUGAACGCUCGGCCGGUGCUCGUGCGCGGCUACAAGGUGGUGGGCGCCCGAGCCAUCGCGGGCCCCUAUGCGCUGCCACGGCCACAGCAAGAGGGUUCGGCCGUGAAGCUGACGGAAGGCAUGUGGGAGCACAAGCGCGGCCGCAAGAUUGACGGUGGUGAGCGCCGCCAGGCCGAGGUCCGCUUCAAGCGCCGCGUCGCCGAGCGCCGGGCGGCGCGCGAGGCUCUGCUGCAUGCAUCAGGCCUCUAA